Osmia bicornis bicornis is the source of this 728-nucleotide messenger RNA. RefSeq lists its product as uncharacterized. The record is from RefSeq and is a predicted model, not a curated record. The coding region runs from base 42 to 293 and encodes 83 amino acids. NCBI's taxonomy places the organism in Eukaryota, Metazoa, Arthropoda, Insecta, Hymenoptera, Megachilidae. The transcript has 2 exons.
CUUUCGUGAAGUAAACAAGCAACCCACAACCCACUCUCAACAUGUUCAAGUUGGCUGUUCUCGCCGCCAUUCUGGCUGUCGCUACUGCUGCUCCUGGUGGUCUCACCGGCAUCGUCGGUGACCAUGGAAUUGGCCCGAUCACGGCUCCAGUGGUUCUCAGCCAUGCCCCGGCUCUCGCUGCUGCCCACGUGAUCGCUCAACCCGUCGCCCCAAUCGUUCGCACCGCUCCCAUCGUCACCAAAGCCGUGCUCACCGCCGCCCCAUUGCCCCUUCUUUCUCAUGGCUUGCAUUAGAUGACAGCUGAUACUAUCUUUCUACCACCAAGUCACGACGAGACAGCCCCCUAGAAAAACACAUACACAUACACACACAUACACCUCCCUCCCUUCCUCUCUACCCACCUUGAUUCCUCGUACGAUCGUCCCCUCUUUAAAAAGACGAAAGAAUCAAUAGGAAAGACGACUAGCUGGAAGAAGAAAACUGGACAACGAAAAAUACCAUGAAAAGCAUAGAUUCCAUUCUCGGCAAUCAUCAUCGAGGACAUUGGAUUCCGGGCGCGGGAAAAUUCGGGAUACGUCCAGGACCCGUCAACGACCAGGAUCAAGCGUCUGAAUCGUAUCCGCUAGCAUCUUUCCUUUCGGAGCAUCCGCGGCUUCCAGGAUCAUCAAUGUAAUUCGGACAUUCGCAUCUCAAUCAUUGCACCAUCAUCCAGGACCCUUCCCCCUUUG